AAUUUGUGUGUGUGUGUGUGAAAUUCUAGAGCGCGCAUUCUAAAAUACUUUGGAAUUUACAUCGUUUUUGAAUUGAUACCAGUCAAAGCGAACAAAGGCACAGCGAGCGAGCGAACGAGCGAGCGAUUAAAUCAAUUGUAACUGAGCAACAUGCAGCUUAGGCGCUGCCUUGGGACGCAGCGAGCGGCGCUUGCCACGCCUACGCCACAAAGACACUAGAGGCUACGACGAGGGGCUGGUGGCACGUUAGCUGUGCAAUGGCGGCCAUAACUAAAGCUGCAACAGCCACUGUAAGCACAACAACAACAUUGGCCAGCAAGCUGCUUGGCAAUCAGUCGAGCCCCAGCGCCGACGGCGACGGCAACGACAGCGGCGAACUUGCGGCCUCAACGACAAGCAGCAGCUACCUCGCGCUCUAUGACGAUGUGGCAAGUGCAUUAGACGAGACACAGGCGGCAGCAGAGGAGGCAGGAUAUGCGUUGAUUGAUGACAUCAGUGAGUGGCUGCUAAGUGCUGCCGCUGGCAAUAAUGUGAGCGAAGCAGCGCCCACCUCCAGCAGCAGCAGCGGCAGCAAUGCCAAUGAAACGCUUAGCUGGACGCUGGACAUGCUCGAGCUGCAGAAUAGCACAUUGCCCAGCAGCAACACCAGCAGCAGCAGCAGCAGCAGCAGCAGCAGCCACAUGGAUGAGCAAAUUGGUGGCGGUGGUGGCGGACUUUAUGCCUUGCGCAAUUUUGUGGAGCAACAGCUGCAAGCUGGCGGCGUUGGCGGCGGCGGCGGCGGCGAGUCCUCGCAGGCUAUUGCGCUGAUUGACAGCGGUGAGGAGAGCGCACUGGAUGCUGCUGCCGCCGAUGGCGAUGUCGACUAUGGGCAGCUGCUGGGCGCCGCUGCUGCUGCUGGCGAUGUGGACAGCACAUCGGAGUUGCUGCAACGCACGGCAACAAGCAUAACGAACCGCACGGCCGCCGCAAUGGCCGAAAGCGAUGCCGUUUGGCUAAGCGGCGGCGGUGCAGCAGCAGCAGCAGCGGGGGCGGCAACAACAAACGCAGGCGGCGGUGGUGGCGGCAGCUCGUUUAUGCUGCUCCUCGAAAACUUCAAUGAUUACUUUCCCAACUACAAUGGCAGCAUCAUUUCGGGCACAAGCAACUCGUUGCUCAGCAGCACAGCGACAACAACAACAACAGCAGCAGCCAGCAGCAGCAGCGGCAGCAGCAGCACCGGAUUGCUGCUGGAACAGCAGCAGCAAAACCUAAGCGCACUCUACACGGACAACUAUCAACUCAAUUGCACACUCAACUCAACGCUGAAUCUAACAUCGGAAUUCUGUCAUGAAAUGCGCAACGUGGACCACAAUUACUGGGCGCUCAUCCUGGUGGUGUUUCCCAUUCUGACGCUCUUCGGCAACAUACUCGUCAUCUUGUCGGUCUGUCGCGAGCGCUCGCUGCAGACAGUGACCAACUAUUUUAUCGUAUCAUUGGCCAUAGCCGAUCUGCUGGUGGCCGUUGUCGUUAUGCCGUUUGCUGUUUAUUUUCUGGUAAACGGCGCUUGGGCCUUGCCAAACGUUGUUUGUGAUUUCUAUAUAGCCAUGGAUGUGAUAUGCUCAACUUCAUCGAUAUUUAAUUUAGUUGCCAUUUCAAUAGACAGAUAUAUAGCUGUGACGCAGCCAAUAAAGUAUGCCAAGCACAAAAACAGUCGCCGCGUUUGCCUUACGAUUUUACUGGUGUGGGCAAUAUCGGCGGCCAUUGGCUCGCCCAUUGUGCUGGGCCUGAAUAAUACGCCCAAUCGCGAGCCCGACGUAUGCGCCUUCUACAAUGCUGACUUUAUAUUGUACUCAUCGCUAAGCAGCUUCUAUAUACCCUGCAUUAUAAUGGUCUUUCUAUAUUGGAACAUAUUCAAGGCGCUGCGCAGUCGUGCGCGUAAGCAGCGUGCGGCACGCAAGCCGCAUCUUUCAGAGCUCACGGGCGGCAGCGUCAUUGAGAACAUAGCGCAGACCAGGCGACUGGCUGAGACGGCCCUGGACAGCAGUCGCCAUGCAAGUCGCAUAAUGCCCGAUGAGCCGGCGACGAAUACGGCCAGCGGCUCCAAUGAGGAGGAGGAUGAGAAUGCCAUAUCGCCCGAUAUUGAUGACUGUCAUGUUAUAGUGAACGACAAGUCCACAGAGUUUAUGCUGGCCACGGUUGUGGAGGAGACGGGCAACAGCGUUGUGGCGCAGAUCAGCACUCAGCCGCAGCUGGUCGUUGCUGAUCCGAAUGGUAAUCAUGAUUCUGGUUAUGCAGCUUCAAACGUUGACGAUGUCCUUGCAGGAGUGAGCGUUGGCGCCGCCGUCAGCAGCACAACGCCGCCGGACAGUCCCAUACCCAGCGGCGCAACUCUGCAUCGCUCCAGUGUCAGCAGCCGACGCAACACCGCCGAAGAUGCGCGCGGCGAAGUAGCGCCUAGCAGCGUCGUCGCCAUGAAGCCUUUGUCCUUUGUGCGCUAUGGAGUGCAGGAGGCCAUGACUUUGGCACGCAACGACUCGACGCUAUCGACCACAUCGAAAACGUCCUCGCGCAAGGAUAAGAAAAACUCGCAGGCGUCAAGAUUCACGAUAUAUAAAGUGCAUAAAGCAUCGAAAAAGAAACGUGAGAAAUCGUCGGCGAAAAAGGAACGCAAGGCAACCAAAACAUUGGCCAUUGUGCUGGGCGUUUUUCUUUUCUGCUGGCUGCCAUUCUUCACCUGCAACAUUAUGGACGCGAUGUGCGCCAAGUUUAGCGAGGAUUGCCGACCAGGGCUAACAACCUUUAUGCUCACCACCUGGCUGGGCUAUCUGAACAGUUUCGUCAAUCCGGUUAUCUAUACGAUAUUCAAUCCAGAGUUUCGCAAGGCAUUCAAGAAGAUUAUGCAUUUGGGUUAAUAAGUUGUAAGUACCAGUGCCAAACAAACAAAAAGAAGAAGAAGUAAAUAAACAAUAUAAAUUAUAAUAGUUAAUGCAAUUGUACGCAAAGCUACAAUACGUAGUUAGAAUUUUAAGAUUGUUGUUAGAUGCCAGGCAAACCACAAGAAAAAUACAAAAGCAAAUAAAUAACAAUUGAUAAUGCUCAAUGUAAAUAUUACAUAAGU
Messenger RNA from Drosophila busckii, 3097 nucleotides. RefSeq names its product dopamine D2-like receptor (gene Dop2R). NCBI's taxonomy places the organism in Eukaryota, Metazoa, Arthropoda, Insecta, Diptera, Drosophilidae. The coding region runs from base 258 to 2891 and encodes 877 amino acids. The transcript has 11 exons. Gene Ontology annotation, molecular function: dopamine neurotransmitter receptor activity, coupled via Gi/Go; G protein-coupled receptor activity. The record is from RefSeq and is a predicted model, not a curated record. Gene Ontology annotation, cellular component: membrane. Gene Ontology annotation, biological process: adenylate cyclase-activating adrenergic receptor signaling pathway.